This is a messenger RNA of Coffea arabica (coffee), 2286 nucleotides long. RefSeq lists its product as uncharacterized. The record is from RefSeq and is a predicted model, not a curated record. Lineage: Eukaryota; Viridiplantae; Streptophyta; Magnoliopsida; Gentianales; Rubiaceae.
UAAGGAGUUUGUCGUCGUCAUUUAGUGUGAAUUCAUCGGUUGAACUUUCUGUCAUCUCAUUUGAGAAGAUGCCAAGCAAGCGCACAAGAUCAUCACAGCUGGAGAGGGACGGGCGAAGAACCAUACCAGACUCAAGAUCCUGACAGUUAUCAGAGAAAUGGAAGAAAAACAACUUGAGCAUUUCAGUCAUGAGGAACACCCUCUGAUCCUGUGUGAAUUGCAGAAGGAAAACGAUGACGGUAGCAUUGAUCAAAAGUCAGCAGUCUGUUAUGGGUGUCAGGAGCAAAUCUCGGACUCCACAGCAUACUGCUGCUUCCGCUGUGAUUUCUUUCUCCACAAAAGAUGUGCGGAGCUUCCUCGACAAAUUAGGCACCCGAUGCAUUCCCAGCAUGACUUAGUCCUUCUUAGGAAUCCAACUUAUUUCUCGGGUGGUUGUUCUUGCAAUGCGUGUGGCCAAGGUGGUUGGAAGUAUUUCACCUACCAUUGUUCCUUGUGCCAAUUUGAUCUCGAUGUGUCGUGUGCUAUUUUGGAUCAGCGGGAAAUUAAGCUCGAUUGUCAUGACCACCCUCUUCGACAGCAGAGACCAGCUGAUAUCUAUUGUAAUGCUUGCAGUAAGGUUGGUGAAGAUUCAUCCUAUCUGUUCGCUGUUUGUCCAUUUUGGAUCCACAGAAAAUGCGCACUGCUAUCAUCACCUGUGAAGCACAAGGAUCACAAUCACCCACUCCUACUGGCUUAUUCUCUUCCGCCUGACUACCGCAGUUUUCGACAACGUUGCCCUGUUUGUCGCGAAAUGAUACAUCCGAGCGAUUGGCUCUAUUACUGUGGCCCCUGCAGAUACUUCGUCCAUGUUACGUGCGUUGUGAUCUCUCAAGAGGAUGAAGGGCAGCUAAGUGAAGAUAUUGAAUAUCCUAUCUCAGGAGAACGAGAUCAAAAUGUGGUGAAACUACCAUCCAGUAAUGCGGCUCAAGAAUUGAUCGCCCGUUUUCUUCUCAAGGAAGAUGAGAUCAGUAGCGGUAAUGACUCAGGCAAAUCGAAUAUUCCAGAAAAUAUAUUUAUAGAUUCACACAGGAAGCAUCCGCUUGUUCUUUCACAGAAAGUACAAAACUUAGAUGAGAUAAAGAGUACUGCUAAUAGUGACGAUCAGGAAGAAGCAAAAGCAUUGUUAGUAUGUGACGUGUGCAUUGAACCUAUUUGCUCAUCUGAUGAUCUUCAUUACUACGCUUGUGUUGAGUGUGGUUACUUUGUCCAUUUAACUUGUUCUAACCUCCCCCCUGAAUUGCACAUUCCAAAGCAUCCCCAGCACCCAUUCUCCUUGACUUGUAAAUCGAGUGCAGUUGGUAUUUUUGAAUGCGAGGCAUGUCGCUGUUGGACCAAUGCUGCCUGGUGGACCAAUGCUGCCUGUUAUAAAUGCAAAUCUUAUGAACUAAGCAUUUGUAUAAAGUGUGCGAGUGCUAGCAUGAUCACGAGCAGUGUCAAACACGAUGGUCACAAGAAGCACCUCUUGACUCCAUUUCAAAGUUCACAUCUUUUCAUGCGUUGCACGGCAUGCGACUAUACACGUGGAGGUGGUUUUUGGUUUGCUUGUGAGGAUUGCCACGUCUAUGUGUGCUAUGCCUGUGCUCUGCUGCCUCCUACAACCACACAGAGAUGGGACAAGCACCCGCUUCACCUGAUAUAUCCUCCGUAUUUCGAACAUCCUGAGAAAUUCUACUGUGUGCUCUGCGAAACAGAAAUCAACCCACAUUGUUGGAUGUAUCACUGCCGUGAAUGCGACUACUCAUUGCAUCCAUGGUGCAUUCCCCAAAUUAGGAGGUUCGGACGUGUGAAGUAUGGACGCUCCCUAAAUGUGAAUAAUCAUUCUCAUCCCCUCACUCAUGUUCCCGAAGCAAAAUACAAAUCCUUUUGUGGGAGCUGCAGCGACAGGAGGUUGGAUUGGGAAGAGGCUUUCGAAUGCGAAUCGUGCAGCUUUUAUCUCUGCCGAACAUGUGCCCGCCAAAGGGAAUUGCGUGUUGUAACCAUUAAUGAGUGAUGAUGAAGGAUCGCACGAACUACAGGUUUCUAUAUCUGAUUUUUCAUUUAUAAUACUUAUGAAUUGCUUGGAAGUUCAAAUAAAGUAAUUAGUCAACUUGCAGAUCACACUAGUUUUUUGGUGUUGUCUUUUGUUGGUCUGUAAUUUAUGCAACAGAUCUCGUUUUAAUGCUCCAAUAACUGGUAAUUGCACUCUCCUAAUCUUCCAUUCCUAUCAAAACCACUCAAUACUUAAUAAAAUACAAUUAGAAUGAAACG